Vanessa atalanta (red admiral) is the source of this 1670-nucleotide messenger RNA. RefSeq names its product Krueppel-like factor 3. Bases 310 to 1143 code for a protein of 277 amino acids. Gene Ontology annotation, biological process: regulation of transcription by RNA polymerase II. The transcript has 9 exons. NCBI's taxonomy places the organism in Eukaryota, Metazoa, Arthropoda, Insecta, Lepidoptera, Nymphalidae. The record is from RefSeq and is a predicted model, not a curated record. Gene Ontology annotation, molecular function: DNA-binding transcription factor activity, RNA polymerase II-specific; RNA polymerase II cis-regulatory region sequence-specific DNA binding.
GUGAAAUUAUUCUGUAAGCAAUACAUAGUUAUUAGGCAAAUAGUAUUGGGGAUUCAGAUGACUAAAGAUGGAGAAAAAACGAUUUUAGGAAGAAUAGAAAUGUGACAUUAACUUCUCUCUUUUUAUGUUUUAUAUUAAAUAGCAUGUGAUUCUUUUAUAUUGAUUAAAAUAAGGCCAGUAUUAGUUAAUAAAACAUAGUUAAAUAAAUAAAAUGUUUAAUAAUAUCGCUGAUUCAAGAACAAGUAAAGGACUGGAUUUAAUUUUAAAAAGACCGGCGGAUGUUUCGGAGAUUUGCACAAAACAUACUUAAUGGUGUACAUGGAUGAGGGGGGGCGCGCUGGGCGCCGCGACGGUGCCGCUUUGCCGAAUUCAAUAAAGGCAUGCGAAGCGCCCAUCCAGUUGGAACCAGUAGACCUAAGUUUGAAGAGACGCUCGCCGACACCACGGCGUCGUUCAAGACAUCUCGGUAGUAGUUAUCCAACGUCAUCGAAACUGAUAAAAAUCGAAGAACCCACGUCAACUCAACUACCGUUCGACUCCAAACUUGAUGAGCCAAGGAUCAAGCUCGGUCCAGACCUUCGCAGUGCGAGGAAAAUGAAGAAUGUCAGUAGGUUAAAACAACCUUCGAACCAUCACACUCCGCAAACAUCAAUCGAUCUGUCAAAUUUAUUCCCGCCGAUUCUGCCGUUCGCAAUUCCGAAUCAAUUGAAACCGAACGCACCGGACAUGGAAAUUAAGAACUUUUUACUGAACACAGCCUUGCAGAACGCUCUGAACGACUCGCUGAGUGAAUUGUCUCAGAAGAAAUUCACCACGGAUAAAAUUACAACGGAAAAAAGGGGUACAGAUAAGAAAGACAAAGAGUGCGAGGCUCAGAGUCGAAGGAGGUUGCACAAGUGCGAUGUGGCCGGAUGUCAUAAGGUUUAUACGAAAAGUUCACAUUUGAAAGCUCAUAAACGUACACACACAGGUGAAAAACCAUAUAGUUGCGGCUGGGCUGGUUGCGGUUGGAGAUUUGCGAGAUCGGACGAACUGACAAGACACACGCGCAAGCACACCGGACACAGGCCCUUCUCAUGCCCCCUGUGCCGGAGGGCCUUCGCGCGAUCCGACCACCUCGGACUACACAUGAGACGACAUUAGUGUAUGUUUUAUAAAUAAUUAAACGCGAACCAUUCACGGUAAAUUAUAUUAUGCAUCAGAAUCGUUUCACUAAAGCGUUACACAAACGUUGCACGUUCGAUUAAUUUUCGUAACAAAAAAGAAUCACUUCAAAUAUGAAUAGCGCGCAUGAGAUUUAAGUGAAAUUUCUUUGUAUCAAUUUCAUGUUUCACGCAUGCGCGAGCGCUUUCCUUAUUUGGUCCAAUUGUGUGUGCUGAUACUUUUUCUUAAGAUAGCUUAAAAUACAGUAACGUUCAUAAAAUGCUUAAUACGUAUAUAGGUACAAAGGGCCUAACCCUAGGGGAGAAGAAUUUGUGUUCGGCAAAUUUGGGGGCCAUUUUUUGAAGCUUAGUAAACGCAAUAACAAUGAUUGAAUUACAUUUAUCUAAUGUACAUUUUGAUAAAAUCGUUGAGUUAUAAAAUAAUCUAAAAAAUUACAAAUAGUUCAUAAUCGUACUAAUUACAUGAAAGAGUCAGUGUAAUUAGGACGUUAGUGCUCCAAUCAAAAG